CCAGAGUAGGCUACCUGUUGUACAUAUGCUAAGAAAAAAAGAUUUUUUAACCACAUGAAAGAAAAUGGGGGGAAAUUCUUCAAUUCCGUCCAAUAUGUUGGAGAUCGAAGGAUUUGAAAUAUCACCUGAGUUCAAAUACCCUCUGUUUUUCUUACUUCUGUUUGUCUACUCCACUCUGCUCUUUUCUAACAUUGGGGUUCUCAUACUUAUCUUAAAGGAAAAGAGUUUACAUCAACCCAUGUACUUUCUAUUCUGUAACCUAUCUGUGAACGACCUGAUUGGAAACACGGUCCUGCUGCCUCAGCUGAUGGCUCAUGUCCUUUCCACAAAACGUUUCGUCACCUAUAACCAGUGUUUGUUUCAAGCUUUUCAUAGCCAUACCUUUGGAUCAGCAUCGCACAUAAUUCUUGUAUUCAUGGCAGUUGACAGAUAUGUUGCAAUCUGCAACCCCCUGCGGUACAGCACCAUCAUGACUAAUAAAACUGUAAUAGGCCUAUCUGCCACCGCCUGGGGGGUGUCUAUACUGCUGGUGUCUGUACUCCUUGGGCUUACUGUGAGGCUGUCUCGAUGCAGAUCUGUUAUCAGAAAUGCUUUUUGUGACAAUCCAUCAUUGUUCAAGCUUUCUUGUGAGGAUGUGUCUAUCAACAACUUCUAUGGACUGUUUUUUACUGUGCUGGUAUUUACCUUUUCAAUUGGAGGUAUUGCUGCUACUUACAUCAGAAUAGCUUUAAUCUGCUGGAUAAAGAAAAACAAGGAGCUGAAUAACAAAGCACUUCAAACCUGUGCAAGCCACCUUGUACUUUAUUUAAUUAUGCUCUGGACAGGGUUCCUCACUAUUAUAUUGCACCGAUUCCCAAAUUAUCCAGAUUUAAGGAAAAUUGCAUAUAUUUUAUUUCAUGUUGUGCCUGCUAAUUUAAAUCCUAUUAUCUAUGGACUACAAACACGAUCUUUAAGAGACAAAAUUACUCAAAUAUUCCAAAGAAAAACUGUUAUUUCCAUCUAGCAUUUAUCUUUCUGCAGCUUAUAUACUGUAAUUAUAACACAUUUUUUGCUUUAAAGAUAGAUUUUUUUCCUCCCACAUCCUUAAAAGAAUCAUUAGUGAUAACUUUAUGAUGCAUGUCUUUUAAACUACAUUCAUCAAGUCCUCUUCCUGAAUCAGUGAAAAAAAGUUCAUUUAAAGCGAUUUCCUGUUUUUGACCUGUGAUCAGUGGUCUCUAAAUAAGUGUAUGUCGUAUUUAAUCUUAUAAAUUCUCACUGCUGGAGAUGUUUUUCUAAAAAAUGUUGUUGAAUUUUACACCAACUUUUCAAUACCUCUAAAAAAAAAAAUAACAGUUUCAAAAGUAGAAUUCUAAAUCUGGCUAAAAUGAAAAAGGAAAAACCAAGAAAAAUAUCUUAUGCAGAAAUGCUCCAAUUACGUUGGUUGAAGUUUCACUUGAGUAAUUGUUGAAAGUAAUUGUUGGAUUUAAUGCUGAAGUUUAAUAAAUCAGUUUUAACAUGUUCUUAUUAAAUAAGACUUCUGUCUUUAGAUAACUAAGGAUUAACUUAACAUUGUAAUUUAUUUUGUGUUUUUGUGCUAAUAUAUGUUGCCUUUUGUCAGCCAUACCCUGAGGAUGAAUGCCUUUUUAGAAAAAACAUAUAUUAUUUGUAAAAUAACCAUGAUUCUUCUUCUUUUGCCUUGUGUCCAGGGAAGAGGAGUGUAAUUUAUCUACUGUAUUCUCCUAUCUAUUUUUACUGAACUAUAGUCAUCUAAAUGAUUCAAUUUAAAGGGGGGCAAUAAAAAUGUUGA
Molecule: messenger RNA, 1786 nt
Organism: Cyprinodon tularosa
Lineage: Eukaryota; Metazoa; Chordata; Actinopteri; Cyprinodontiformes; Cyprinodontidae
Product: olfactory receptor 13H1-like
Exons: 2
Coding region: 65-1003 (312 amino acids)
Biological process (GO): G protein-coupled receptor signaling pathway
Cellular component (GO): membrane
Molecular function (GO): olfactory receptor activity; G protein-coupled receptor activity
Source: RefSeq, a predicted model, not a curated record